AUGGCUGCAAUGGCGGCGAACCCAUCCAACGUACACAACGUAAGCAGCAGUGGCGAUAUCGAGGGCUCUGGUCAGACAUUGACAGCUCCGCAGGCACGUGCGAAUCGAGGUUCCAGCAUGACUUCCGGAAUGAACAAUGACCGCUCUCGCGGAUCCAGCAACUCCCACGGUAACAAUGGCGUGGGAUCAGGAUUUGGAGCUGGAAGAGCCAGCUGGAGUGGAAAUAUCUGGGGUGAUUCAAACCUAGGUGGUGGUUUCGCUGAUGGUAUGUCCGAUGCGCUGGACCGUGAACUAGGGCUGAUCAAAAAUGCAGAACAACAAAUCGGCGAUCAAGUCUAUGAAGCCAAGUCCGGCUCCGGUUCUUUGCUAUCGACAUCCGAGUCGGACAACUGGUCGGGUCGCCCGAACCUGCCAUGGAGCACCGUCAACACCCAGAUGAUGCUCAACCAAAACCGCGGCACUUCCACAUCUUCCACCUCCCCAAUCCAGACGCGCGCCAAUGAUAGAAGUGCGCCCCUUAUGAAUGACGCCGCGGAUCAAUCUUACUUUGCUCUGCCUAGGAAUGCCAUUCCAAACACCUCCCACACUACUAACCUGGCCCACCCCGCAAACAGCCGAUCCUACCUGGAUUCUGGAUCUGAAGGCGUUUCUCCCUCCCGUGACGGCAUCACUUUCGGUGGAUUCCCCGCCCUUCGAAACGGUGAUGGGCGCCGACAGAUGAGCUCUGGCGGUCUGAGUGGCAGUCCGGUCGGAGCUUCAUUCCCUGUAAAGGCUGGAUACACCGGCGGAAUGGAGGGACAGCGGUCUGACGACAUGUCAACUUCUAUCGGCAUGUCUCUGUCAGGUCUUCCCGACGGUGUGUCCCCGCCUCAGAACCGCAGUGGCAACCAGUCGCACAUCUCCCACAACUCCGCCUCCUACGCUCAACGACCUGCACACUCCGCCAAUCCCUCAUUCUACUCCGACAACCAGGCUAUGGAUAGUCGAUAUGCCGGUAACUCGGUUGAUCUGUCCCAGCAGAUCGGUCAAAUGCAGCUCCGUGAUGAUGGAUAUGGUGCUCAGGGAAACGCCCAGCGACCUCAAUUCGUGCCUCAUUCCUCAUUUGACGGCUCAAUGCCUCGGGCCCGGUACCAUGAGGAGGGUUACCAGACGGUGUCCCGCCUUAACGCUGAAGCCGCGGAGUUGCGCCUCCAGUUCCAGUCUCGCCGCGAUAUUCCAACAAAUUCCACUUCUGAUUACGCGAGAAUCGAUAGCCCCAUCUACGGUAUUGAUACUGGCAGCCAGUACAGAAACCCUGGUCAGCGUAUGCCUGAUAGCCAGGUUGCUGCUCUCCAGCAUCGCCUCCGGAUGGAUGAUGAUCUUGCUCAGUCUCCUGGUCCUCGCAUGCAUAUGCAAAAUUACGACUAUGCCAACUAUCACAACGCUGUUCGAAUGAAUGCCCUUCAGGGAAUGUACCCCGGUCACCAGCUUGGUGGCAUCGGUGGUGCGGCAUCAGUUGCGGGUCGCAAUCAACGUGAACAAGAUCCCACCAUGGUCAAUCGCAGCGCUCUGCUGGAAGAAUUCCGAGCCAAUAGCAAGGGCAAUAAACGCUACGAGCUUAAGGACAUCUACAACCACAUUGUUGAGUUCAGUGGAGACCAGCAUGGAUCGCGCUUCAUCCAGCAGAAGCUGGAGACUGCCAACAGCGACGAGAAAGAGCAGGUUUUCCGUGAGAUCCAGCCCAACUGCUUGCAACUGAUGACUGAUGUGUUCGGCAAUUACGUUGUGCAAAAGCUAUUCGAGCAUGGUAAUCAAACCCAAAAGAAGGUCCUCGCCAACUUGAUGCGAGGCCAUGUUCUAGCUCUCUCUACUCAGAUGUACGGAUGCCGUGUUGUGCAGAAAGCCCUCGAGCACAUUCUCACCGACCAGCAAGCCGCUAUGGUCAAGGAGCUUGAGGCGAGUGUCCUCAAGUGUGUCCGCGACCAAAAUGGCAACCACGUUAUCCAGAAGGCCAUUGAACGCGUCCCAUCUCAGUACAUUCAGUUCAUUAUCAAUGCCUUCCGCGGACAGGUGAACCGACUUGCCGCACACCCAUACGGAUGUCGUGUUAUCCAGCGGAUGCUCGAGCACUGUCAAGAGGUAGACCGUCAGUCUAUCCUCGCUGAGCUUCACAACUGUACCUCCACCCUUAUCCCUGACCAGUUCGGCAACUACGUCAUUCAGCAUGUGAUUGAGAAUGGAGAUGAAGUCGAUCGAAACAGCAUGGUUAGUGUCGUUGAGUCGUCGCUCUUGGCUUACUCCAAGCACAAGUUUGCUAGCAAUGUCGUCGAGAAGAGCAUUGAGUUUGGCGAGCCAGUCCAGUCUCGCCGCAUCGUCAAGACUCUCAUCUCUGCCAAUGAGCGCGGAGAGAGCCCUCUUCUUGGCUUGAUGCGAGACCAAUAUGGCAACUACGUCAUCCAGAAGGUUCUCGGACAGCUGAAGGGCGCUGAGCGCGAGGCUCUUAUCGUGGAGAUCAAGCCGCUUCUCAGCCAACUCAAAAAGUUCAGCUAUGGCAAACAAAUUGUUGCCAUUGAAAAGCUCAUCUAUGACGCCCCACACACAUCUACAACUCCCCCUCACUCUGUCAAGUCUUCCCCUCAGCCGACGUCGCGCUCGAUUUCCACACAGGAACCACCCCACGGAUUUGCUGCCACCGCUCCGCCAACCCCUCCACCCAUUGACAACACCACCUCUCAAACCUCUGUCGAUGCUGAUCUCGAGUCCAAGGGUCUUGCUCAGACCACCGUAUCGUCCCUUUCGUCAAGCCCCGCGACUAGUAACACUGGUGUUCCCGUCCCGGUUGAUGUGGACACUGUCCACUAA
Molecule: messenger RNA, 2841 nt
Organism: Penicillium verhagenii
Lineage: Eukaryota; Fungi; Ascomycota; Eurotiomycetes; Eurotiales; Aspergillaceae
Product: mRNA-binding protein PUF3
Exons: 2
Coding region: 1-2841 (946 amino acids)
Biological process (GO): nuclear-transcribed mRNA catabolic process, deadenylation-dependent decay
Cellular component (GO): cytoplasm
Molecular function (GO): mRNA 3'-UTR binding
Source: RefSeq, a predicted model, not a curated record